Messenger RNA from Anisakis simplex (herring worm), 378 nucleotides. Lineage: Eukaryota; Metazoa; Nematoda; Chromadorea; Rhabditida; Anisakidae. The record is from the annotation of a GenBank genome assembly.
AUGAGAUUAUUUAUACUUCCUCGUGAAGAUUACGCUAAAAGACGCUAUCUAACAAGUGAUGCGAAUGGCCGUCAUCCAUUUCAGAUGGAGGAUAAGAUUACGUUGUUUGAACGACAACGUGAAGCUGAAACUCUGAGGAAAUAUGCGUUCUGUGGUGUAGCACUGUCAGCUAUGGCGACGAUGUUCUGUGUUAUGCUCGUACCAAUGCUCUACAAUUACAUGCAGCACAUGCAGGCGAUUAUGCAAAAUGAAGUGGACUUUUGUAGAUCGCGAUCUGCAAAUAUCUGGCGUGAAGUCACUCGAACUCAGGUUGGGUACUGUUUGCUCUUGUGGCAAUUUUUUAAUGGCAAAAUGUCUAGAUUCUUAUCCAAUGUAUAA